Messenger RNA from Pteropus alecto (black flying fox), 2179 nucleotides. RefSeq names its product DnaJ heat shock protein family (Hsp40) member C9 (gene DNAJC9). The coding region runs from base 123 to 905 and encodes 260 amino acids. Gene Ontology annotation, cellular component: nucleus; cytoplasm. The transcript has 5 exons. Gene Ontology annotation, molecular function: heat shock protein binding. The record is from RefSeq and is a predicted model, not a curated record. Lineage: Eukaryota; Metazoa; Chordata; Mammalia; Chiroptera; Pteropodidae.
UUGUGACGCAGGCGCCUCGGGGUUUUGCGCGGGAAAAGGGAAGCAGUUUGGACUUCUAGCCAGUGUCCCUGAGGUCCGCUUUUUUCGUGGAGUCCGCCGUCAGCUCCGCACCUCUGCCAGCCAUGGGGCUGCUGGAGCUGUGCGAGGAAGUGUUCGGCACAGCCGACCUUUACCAAGUGUUGGGUGUGCGGCGUGAGGCCUCGGACGGCGAGGUCCGACGCGGCUACCACAAGGUGUCCCUGCAGGUACACCCGGACCGGGUGGGCGAGAGCGGCAAGGAGGACGCCACCCGCCGCUUCCAGAUCCUCGGGAAAGUCUAUUCUGUUUUGAGUGACAAAGAGCAGAGAGCAGUGUACGAUGAGCAGGGAACGGUGGACGAGGAUUCUGAUGUGCUCAAUCAAGAUCGAGACUGGGAAACGUAUUGGAGGUUACUCUUUAAAAAGAUAUCUUUAGAAGACAUUCAAGCUUUUGAAAAGACAUACAAAGGUUCUGAAGAAGAGCUGGCUGAUGUUAAACAGGCCUAUCUGGACUUCAAGGGGGACAUGGAUCAGAUCAUGGAGUCUGUGCUGUGUGUACAGUAUACAGAAGAACCCAGGAUAAGGAACAUUCUUCAGCAGGCCAUCGAUGCCGGAGAGGUCCCUUCAUAUAAUGCCUUUGUCAAAGAAUCGAAGCAAAAGAUGAAUGCAAGGAAAAGGAGGGCGCAGGAAGAGGCUAAAGAAGCAGAAAUGAGCAGGAAGGAGUUGGGACUUGAUGAAGGAGUAGAUAACUUGAAAGCAGUCAUUCAGAGCAGACAAAAGGAUCGACAAAAGGAAAUGGACAAUUUUCUGGCUCAGAUGGAAGCAAAGUACUGCAAGCCUUCCAAACGAGGAGGGAAAAAAACAGCUCUCAAGAAAGAAAAGAAAUAAUGGAACUUUCUCUUCAAAAGUCGUUAGGUAUUAAUUGGUGCCAUUAUAGGCAAGGUACAGUCAAGAUUUGAAGACAAAAGUUAAUCCAACCCUUGAGAAGAGUUGUCUUUACUGCUUAAAUUAUUCAGAUUUAUUAUGUAACCCAGAAUCUCUCAACCUGAUCUUAGUAUAUUCUAGAAAUCCCAACUUUCUGUGAAGUCCUCAAAGGAAAGAAUUUGGUGGUGAUAAUUGAGGGAAGAGGAGGAGGUUGGUAUACUUCCAGACAGCACUUCUUUCUGUGGAUCUUCUGUACAAGAAACUCUUAUCUAGAAUGCUGGUCUGUCCUUUACCAGUUGUCAUUUUGCCACACAGGAGUGAGCUGCAGAGUAUUCAGAGUGAUGUGCAUGUUUAUUAGGACAGGUACUGUACCUAGUUAGAAUGCCUUCAAAACACUGGCUGGACAUCUGUCUUCCAAAUACUUGACAGUUUGCUUUUAGUCUUAAUAUUCUCGAAUAUACCCUCUGUCCUUUUUGUUUUACUCAACCAGGCUCUGUACUCUUUGCUUGAAGUACAAAAUAAACAGGUGUUCACAUUACUUCAGGCAUCUUUAUAAGACUUAUACAUGAUUAAAUAAACAAGUAAAAAAAUGACAAGUUUUAAUUUAUCAUUGGUAUACUUCAUUUGUAAAAUUUAAUAAUAAAAAUAGCCCAGUGAUCAUUUAAAAUAUGAUCUAGAAAAAAUACGAAUGGUGUUUAGAGAAGAGAGAAGAAAAGUCCUAGUCAGCAUUACAGGAGUUAGCCCAGUUUAAGUAGCAUAAAGAGAUGUUGUAAUACUGCCUGAAUGUCAUUAAGCAGGUCACUGAACUUGUUGGAACUUGUUUUCUCAUUUAUGAAAGGGCUGAUGGAUUUUGGGUAAAUGACUUCUUAGAGGCACUUUCCGACUCUUAACUCUAACUUUGAAAGGCAAGCCAUCUUGAUCCAGUGGUUUUUUUUUAUUGUGCACACAUGGCAUUGAUUUCUGAGAAUAGUACAUAUAUUUUCACUUUAACAUUUAGUUGAAUUGGUAUGUAUUUAUUACAAUAUAUGAAAGUUUUGUAGGGACUGUUCAAUUUAAAAUCUGAUUUGUAGGCUAAUAUAGUCAAUACCAUAUGCAUAAAACAAGCCUUCUGUUACUAAGCUUUAUGUAUCAAUUUAUGUGAGGUAAGCAUGUGACACGUUUUCAGUUUGUGAUUACAAACAGGUUAAAAAAUACUCUUCAAUUGUAUUAAAAAUAUAAUUUAAUGCAGGUUGCUUGAA